This is a messenger RNA of Symbiodinium sp. CCMP2592, 591 nucleotides long. NCBI's taxonomy places the organism in Eukaryota, Dinophyceae, Suessiales, Symbiodiniaceae. The record is from the annotation of a GenBank genome assembly.
AUGGCAAGCUGGGCCAAUCUGCCGCCUGGCACAGAGGUCCUGCUCCUCGGUCGGUUCCCACAGCUGGAGAACUCCCAGUUCUUCAACACGGCCUCCAGCUUCGAGGUCGAGGGUAUCGAAGGCCCAGAACCUCGCAUCAUCGUGGAUGGCACCUUCUGCUUCCAUGGGCGGCACCAAAGGCCUAUGUCCACGAACCUCUUCUUCACAGAGGAAGGCAAGGGCGAGGCCCAUCUCCAAGGUGCAUCCGAGCACGUUGUACGCUUUGAGCUGGACCGAUCGGGCACGCACAUCCAGAAGAAGGCUCGAACAGACGGUGCUGUGGCCAAAGAGCCAACAGAAGCAGCGGCUUCCGCGUCAGCCGGGAACGCGGCCGAGGAGCAAAGGAUGCAUCCAAAGAAGUCCGCAGAAGCGCCGGCAGAGGAGCCGGUAGCGACGGAAUUGCCGCAGCGUCGGCCGCGACUGCGAAGAAUGCAGCCAACACCUGAGCCCGAAGAGCAGCCAAAGACGCUGCCAAGCCCGAGCGCGAAAGGGAGCACAGACCCAGUGAAUGCGGCAACCGAUCAGCCGAAGGAAGGGGGGCUUAAACUAUGA